Phaeoacremonium minimum UCRPA7 is the source of this 1545-nucleotide messenger RNA. Its product is annotated as putative pantothenate transporter liz1 protein. Bases 1 to 1545 code for a protein of 514 amino acids. Gene Ontology annotation, biological process: transmembrane transport. The record is from RefSeq and is a predicted model, not a curated record. Gene Ontology annotation, molecular function: transmembrane transporter activity. The transcript is spliced from 8 exons. NCBI's taxonomy places the organism in Eukaryota, Fungi, Ascomycota, Sordariomycetes, Togniniales, Togniniaceae. Gene Ontology annotation, cellular component: membrane.
AUGUCAGACCCUGAGAGCAAGGGCGACCAGAUCGCCCAGGUCGAGAAUGGAAAGAAAGGACCGCCACCGGACUAUAACCCUGGCGAUGAGCCGGCCAUCAAGGGUGGUCGCCGCGGUCUACAGCCUCCAGAGUUUCUGCUUCACAUGUCGAUGGAAGACCGUCUUCAUCUAGAGGCGAAACUGAAGAGGAAGAUUGACCUUCGAUUGAUGCCCGCGAUCAUCAUCAUGUAUAUUCUUAAUUACAUCGACCGCAACAAUAUUGCCGCGGCUCGGUUGGCAGGCUUAGAAGAAGAGUUGAACUUGACAUCCGUGCAAUUUCAGACCGCCGUCAGCAUUCUAUUCGUCGGUUACCUUCUCAUGCAGAUUCCAUCGAAUCUUUUCUUGAACAAGAUCGGAAAACCGGCCCUCUAUCUGCCAACCUGUAUGAUCGUCUGGGGUACCAUCUCGGCCGCCACUGCGGCUUGCACGAAUUACGCUGGACUGAUUGCGAUUCGAUUCUUCCUUGGUUUUGUUGAGGCUGCAUACUUCCCAGGAUGCCUUUACUACCUGUCAUGUUGGUACACCCGAAAGGAGCUGGGAUUCAGGUCCGCAGUUUUGUACAGCGGAGCAUUGAUCUCGGGAGCGUUUUCUGGUCUGAUCGCAGCUGGCGUCAGAGGCAACAUGGAUGGAGCAAAGGGUCUGCGAGCGUGGAAGUGGCUGUUCAUCAUCGAGGGUGUCGUCACGAUCUUCAUCGCUUUCGGCGCGUUCUUCGUCCUCCCCAACUUUCCCCGAACAACCUCGUGGCUCACCGAGGAAGAGCGACAGCUCGCUGCAUGGCGAUUGGAGGAGGAUAUCGGCGAGGACGACUGGGUGAACAGUGAGGAGCAGACGUUCUGGCACGGCGCGAAGCUGGCUUUCGAGGACAUCAAGACCUAUGUCUUGAUGGUUUUGCUUUUCUGCAUUGUUGCCAGCGGAUCCGUGACAAAUUUCUUCCCGACAGUCGUUGCAACUCUUGGCUACGGAGAUGUGCAUUCGCUGCUUCUUACAAGCCCUCCCUACGUCCUAGCCGUAAUUACCAGCUAUCUUAACGCAUUGCACGCGGAUAGGACAGGCGAGCGGUUUUGGCACAUUAUCUUGCCUCUUUGGGUAGCCGUGGCCGCAUUCAUUCUCGGCGCGGCAACCAUGAACACUGCAGCACGAUAUGUCUCGAUGAUGCUCAUGGUACCGGGUGUCUACACCGGCUACGUCGUCGCAUUAGCAUGGAUCAGCAACACCAUUCCUCGACCACCGGCAAAGCGCGCGGCAGCUCUCGCAUUCAUCAACGCUGUCUCCAACACAAGCUCCAUCUACGCCAGCUAUAUGUAUCCGAAAACAGCCGGUCCGCAGUAUACCGUUGCUUUCAGUGUGAACUGCACCACUGCGUUCAUUGCCAUCUGUGCGGCGACGGUGCUACGCUUCAUCCUGGUACGGCUUAAUAAGAAGCUUGAUGCUGGAAUUUACGUAGCAGGGGCAAUCAAUGCGGCGCCAGGAGAGGCGGCAAGCCAUGGAUUCCGGUUCAAGGUCUGA